Messenger RNA from Sphenostylis stenocarpa, 1461 nucleotides. Lineage: Eukaryota; Viridiplantae; Streptophyta; Magnoliopsida; Fabales; Fabaceae. The record is from the annotation of a GenBank genome assembly.
AUGGUAGAGAAUUCAGGGGUACUCGGGUGGUUCCUCCUCAGCCCCAAAACGGCACCUUUCGCUUCUCACAAGACCCUCUUCGCGUUCCUCUGGGCGGCGGCGCUGACCUCGCUUUUCGUGUGGCAGAGGAACACGAUCAGCGGGUUUCUGGUGCUGGGCGGUGUUCAGGUGCGGCCGCCGCCGAAGCUGCGGCCGGUGGUUUUCUCUUUGACGGAGUUUGGUGGGGUUGGUGACGGCGUUACUCUCAACACUGAGGCGUUUGAGAGAGGCGUUAGGGCCAUUUCCAAGUUCGGGAAUAAGGGUGGUGGCCAACUCAAUGUGCCACCUGGACGUUGGCUCACUGCACCCUUCAACCUCACCAGUCACAUGACUCUUUUUCUUGCUCGUGAUGCUGUUAUACUCGCAAUUCAGGACGAAAAGUAUUGGCCACUGAUGCCUGCAUUACCUUCGUAUGGUUAUGGAAGGGAGCAUCCUGGGCCUCGAUAUACCAGUUUGAUCCAUGGUCAAAAUCUUAUAGAUGUUGUCAUAACAGGGCAUAAUGGUACCAUCAAUGGACAGGGACAAACAUGGUGGACAAAAUAUCGUCAGAAGCUUCUGAACCACACCAGGGGGCCACUUGUUCAGAUAUUAUGGUCUAGUAACAUUGUGAUCUCAAAUAUUACUUUGCGUGACUCUCCUUUUUGGACACUUCAUCCAUAUGACUGCAAAAAUGUUACAGUAAAAAAUGUUACUAUAUUGGCUCCUGUAUAUCGCGCUCCAAACACUGAUGGCAUAGAUCCUGAUUCUUGUGAGGAUAUGUUGAUAGAGGACUGUUACAUAAGUGUGGGGGAUGAUGCAAUUGCAAUAAAAAGUGGUUGGGAUCAAUAUGGAAUUACUUAUGGAAGGCCUUCAAAGAAUAUAGUGCUCCGAAACCUUGUUGUUCGCUCUAAUGUCAGUGCUGGCAUCUCGAUAGGCAGUGAGAUGUCUGGUGGGGUAUCCAACGUCCUGGUGGAGAACAUUCUGGUAUGGGAAUCAAGGCGUGCCAUGAGAAUCAAGACUGCACCAGGAAGAGGUGGAUAUGUGCGCCAAAUAACAUACAGGAACCUAGUGUUCAAAAACGUGCGUGUUGGAAUUGUGAUCAAGACAGAUUACAACGAACACCCUGGUGCUGGAUACGAUCCUAAAGCAUUUCCAAUACUCAGAGACAUAAGCUUCAUCAAUAUCCGUGGCCAAGGAGUACGUGUGCCUGUUCGAAUUCAAGGCAGUGAACAGAUUCCAAUAAGAAAUGUGACAUUCCGUGGCAUGAAGGUUGGCACAACCUACAAGAAGAAGCAUAUCUUCCAGUGUGCCUUUGUCCAAGGUCAGGUAAUAGGGACCAUCUCUCCUGCUCCAUGUGACAGCUUUGAUAGGUACGAUGAACAAGGGCAGCUUGUAAAGCAUGCUGCUUCACAGAAUGUGACAGAUAUAGAUUAUGAAAUUUGA